This is a messenger RNA of Rhododendron vialii, 1198 nucleotides long. Its product is annotated as putative E3 ubiquitin-protein ligase SINA-like 6. The transcript has 2 exons. The coding region runs from base 96 to 1079 and encodes 327 amino acids. Lineage: Eukaryota; Viridiplantae; Streptophyta; Magnoliopsida; Ericales; Ericaceae. The record is from RefSeq and is a predicted model, not a curated record. Gene Ontology annotation, molecular function: zinc ion binding.
UUUUACUGUGGUAUUCCUCUCCUUUUCCCUCCAUUUCUUUCCCCAAUUCCAACACUCCGUUGGUAGAAGAAGACAAGAGGGAAAAAGGCCUUCGAAUGGCGAAUACUCCUCCGUCCAGGGAUCACCUUAACUGGGCCAAGGUCAGAGACUGGCAAAAAGACUUGGACUACUUGUGUUCCAAUCAUCAAAGUAGCAAGAAACGGAGGACUGCCGUGAAAGAGGAAGAGGAAGAAGAGGCAGCAGCAUGGACGAACGUAUUCGGGUGUUCCGCCAAAGCCAGUGGGGACCCUUCCAAUUUCCUAACCCUAACCGAUGCCGACUUGCUCGAUUGCCCCAUCUGCUUCCAGAACCUAAGCAUCCCUGUCUUUCAGUGUUUGAAUGGGCAUCUGGCAUGCCUCUCCUGUUGCAACAAAGUUCGAAACAAGUGUCCUACUUGCUCUUCCACUAUUGGCCACAACCGUUGCCGCCCGAUUGAGAAGAUCAUUGAAUCAGUGAAAAUAUCAUGCCAGUACAAGAAGUAUGGGUGCACAGAACUGGUUUUCCGCGGUAAGAAAAGUCAUCACGAGGGCAUGUGUAUCUAUGGACCGUGCUCGUGCCCUCUUUCUGAUUGUGCUUUCAUCGGAUCUUUCAAGAAAUUAUCCCUCCACUUCAGCACCGACCAUUCAGGCUCUGCUAAGCGCUUCUGCUACGACUGCACCUUCCCAAUCUCCUUAGAAUUACUACAGAAGUAUGUUAUCCUUCAGGAAGAACAAGAAGGCACCGUAUUUAUCCUCAACAAUGGGGUUCAAAAUCUUGGAAACGUGAUAGAUGUUUGUUGUAUGGCGCCGACCUCCUCAGAGAGAGGGUUUUCAUACAAUCUCCUCGCAACCAGCGGUGGAAGAUCAGUGAAACUGCAAUCUUUUGCUGAGAAUGUUUGUGGGCGGAUCGAACACACUCCUCCGAAUAGUUUCCUUAUGGUUCCAAGUGACUUCUUUGGUUCUUGUGGACAGCUCAAGUUGGAACUUCGCAUAUUGCGGUCGCCGGGGGAACACCUUCUCAGAAUCUUUGAAAAAAAUAUUUUUCAUUUUCAUUAUAUUUGAGUUUGAAAUUACCUCCGUUUGAAAAAAAAUUAACUUUUUAAAAAGUGGAACACCUUCUCAGAAUCUUUCGAAAAUCUUGUAGAGAAUCAAAUAAAGAUUUGAUUCAUAUUUUGGUUCUC